UAUUUUGUCAGACAAAAGCAAAGAAAUAUUGCCCUGAUUUAAGAUUUAGAUUUUAGUUUUUGUAGUGUGGUUCACAGACAUGAAUGUGUGCGAUACAGUGUGAAAGGCCAUGUCCGGUGACUCUGGGGCACCAACCCACCAGAGCAGAAAUGAACAUUUUAUUAUUUAUUGAUAAUUGUGGCUGGUUGCUGACGUCUGCUCUAAAAUCGGGGCUUCCCUUACAGCUUUGCAGACAUUUUCAACAUGCCAGUUUAAUAAACACUGCAGCCAUAGAAUUCCAUUAGGUUCACCCCUGAGACUAUUUGAUUUAUGGCCCAUGAUCAAGAAGUGCUCUCUACACCUCUCCAAAAUGUCAUCUCCUUCCCCUCCAUCUGACCAUAAUCAUGCUUGGUCCCUGAGUGUGGUUAAAAUGUCUGAUGAUUAAUCUAGCAGACCUCUAUGGGUUAGAAAAGUUGAGAUUUUGAAGUGUCCAUAUGUAAUUAAUAUCAAUUUAUCUCUCUUAACACGACUCAAGUUGUGGCACCAAUCAUUAUUAUUUCAACAGCAAUUUCUGCAAAGUACAUCAAUUUGGAAAUCCAAUAGUUUGUGGCUGAAAUACAUUGCUUUUGUUAAAUCUAGUCCCCACAUUACAGAAUCCUAUUGAAAGCCUCUGGCAUCAGUGCUCCAACAACCGCCAGCAGGUAAAAUAUUAACUUUUGUUCUGCUGACAAGAUACUGCCGCCGCUUCCUUAUUAGUGGAAAGAGUUGGAAGUGUGCGAGUCCAGAUGUCGCCGCUAAUGGAGAGGAGGAGUUACCAAAGCAACCCAUAAAUCAACAUCCAACAUCAACGGUACUCUGACCAAUCAGAAUAGGAGCAGUGAGUGGAGAUGCUUCACCUUUGGAUGAUUAUCCAGUUAGAGAUGUCAUGCUAAGUUACAACUUUACCAAAAAUUGGACUCUUUUGUCUCACAUGGGAAAUUUUCCAGCUCUCUCUUUUGGAGAAGAAUGCCACAGUCGGCACUAAUGGACACUGUAUUUGGAGGACCACUCAUCAGAUCUGCAUUUCAUCAAGACAUUGAUUGUUAGUCCUUUCUGAAGUAAUUAGCCUCUUUCUGAGUUUGUGUCCAUUCUGGUGUUGGUGGAGGUUGAUGGCGAGGUUCCAGUUGGCCCGGGUCAAAGUGAGCUGGACUGCACUUUUGACUCUGGUCUAUUUCACAUACCUGCUGUUUGGGGCCAUAAUCUUCCAGAUGCUGGAGCGAGAGGCUGAGAGCAACAACCGAGACCACUUCCAACUGGAGAAGUUGAAUUUCUUGGCUAAUUAUACCUGCCUGGAUAGACACGCCUUGGAGAACUUUGUUCAGGUGAUAUUGGCUGCCUGGGAAAAUGGAGUGAAUCCCUCAGGCAACUCGACAAACCCCAGUAACUGGGAUUUAAGUAGCUCCUUCUUUUUUGCAGGCACAGUAGUCACAACUAUAGGCUACGGCAACCUCUCCCCCAGCACUGUAUGUGGGCAAGUGUUUUGUGUGUUUUACGCACUGUGUGGGAUCCCACUGAACCUGGCCUUCCUCAAACAACUUGGGAAGUGUCUCAGCAACUACCUGGGUCGACUGGAGAAGGGAAUGAUCUCAGUUGUUCCGCACAAGCAAACAGUUGAAGCUCUGGCUGUGAGCUUGUUCUUCAUCGCAGGCAGCCUGUUGUUUUUGGUCAUCCCUCCUCUGCUCUUUAGUUACGUGGAAGGUUGGACGUUUGGUGAGGGUUUCUAUUUCGCCUUCAUUACCCUCAGCACCAUUGGUUUUGGAGAUUAUGUGGUGGGGGCUGAACCUGGCAAGAAGUACAUCACUCUAUACCGCAGCCUUGCAGGUAUAUGGAUCAUCUUUGCCUUGGCUUGGCUCGCUCUCAUCCUCAACAUGGGAAACAGAAUAAUGGCGCACGUGAUCGGCCUGACUCAUCCAGGCUUUAAGAAACAAGAGGAGGAAGAGGACGUGUCAUCCACUACACUAGAGGACACGUCAAAAAUCUGACAAUGGUCUACACGGGAUUAUCAACAUGUAAUAUAUUUAGUGUGAUAGUUUUCUGUACAUAUAAUGAUAUAUAGUACAUUGAGAACCAAUGUAACAGCUAGCAAAUGGCUGUCUUUUGUAAAAUAUUAGCCCCAGGAUAUUUAUUUCUGCUUUAAAUGCUUCAUUUACUUUAGAAUUAUGUUUCAUCUUGUAAAAGUGGUUUGAUGUAUCAUGCAACAGGCUGGGAAAACAUUACAGCUUUUUAUUUGAUGAUUCUACCUCAGGAGCCAAAGAGUCAGUGCGGUAGACCUGGACAUGUAUUUAUCAAACUUCUAAGAAUUACACUUAAUAACAGGCUGACUUUAAAGUACAUCUCUCUGCUGAGUGUGAGCUAUAAGACACAUUUAUACAGUGGCUUACACAUGCAGACAAUGUAGCAUAGGAGUAACAUCUUCGAGCGACGUACAAUGAUUAAUUACAUGUAUGCUCUGCAGGGCAGCCGAUUACAGACAAGGAUGUAACCUAUACCUGCCUGAGUUUUUUUGUUUGUUAAAAAAAAACUUAGUGAUGCUAUUCUGCAACUAGCGAUUAAUAUGUGACAUUAACGACAACCAAAGAUACAUAAAAUGAACACUGAAAUGAAAGCAUGAUGAAACCUGAACUUUGACAGGAGCAAAAUAUGAAAACAUGGCUGGAGUAGAUGGGACCCCAGUGAGUGCAGACAGUGAAGGUGAAUGGAUAGUCACACCAGCUUUAUUCAUGUCUGUGCUCCAGAAAGAAACAAUCACACUAAUGAUAACGUUGAAUGUUAGCAUCACAUUAUAUAAUACACUAACAAUACAAUACUCUCUGAAUUCAUAUCGCCUCAAGAACUUUUCAUUCAUCAUGACCAAUCAUACUGUGUCUAUGACUCUGUACUGCAGCCAUUAAAGAUCUACUCUGAACCAGCUUAAGGGAUCACUGGAGCUCUCUUACAUUUAAGAGCAAUUUUAUAACAUUUGGUAAAUUGCUCUUAUUCUUGCCACGCUUUUACAUCAAAGUGAAAGGAUGUUUGCUUUGGUCUUUCACUCAAGCCCUAAAUUUAACAUGUAGCACUUUGAUAUACGUGCCCAGGGUAAAGGUAUCAAUCUGAUGUCAUGUAUUGUCUCAGGUAGGAAUCCUGUCAUGUUUUUCCAUCCUCAGACAGCUGGUAGAACUCUAACUGCUGAACUAUAAAGUGGUGUUUUGUUUUGUUUUGUUAUAUAUAUAUAUAUUUUUUUUUCUAUUCUUAUUUAUGUCUUUUUGUUGUUGUACAUUACCCGACUGCAUUGUUAGAAUGUUCUCAAGUCAGACUGCAAGUGUGCAUGUAUGUUUUGUGUGCGUAAGAUGAUGUGAGUCCACAUCUGUGUUUGUGUACUGAUUGUAAGCUCUGGUGAAUUGAGCAUGGAGCGCUAUCUUAAACAAACACAUUAAUCAAGAUGGUGAUGUGCGCUGACCCGAGAGCACCCAGGACUGAUGCCAGGCAGGCAGCUGAAAUAUAGCAGGAUGGCCUCUGUCUGUCAGAAGGGCAACAACUGUCACCCCUCUGUCUUUUGCUUUACUUGCCCUCAGCAACUGAAAUGCGUAAGUGAAACUGAUAUAGUCUGAUAUAUAAUGUGGAAGUGCUUUGUGAACUAGUGCAGUGAUUCUCAACCUGCUGUUAACAGAGGGUAUGUGGAGAAAUUAUAGAGUAACUCAACUAAUCUGACCAUUAAUUUAAUUAUCUGAUAAAAAAAAAAUACAUCCAUAUGUUAGCUAGUCAGCUAUAAUUGUAAUUAAGAUUGGGUGAAAUAGUAAAUUGACCAAUAAAGUUUUGUGGAAAAGUGGUUUCCACUCCAUGUGGAGGUGGUACGAAUGCAAACCUUAAAAAAAAUCCAAAAGGAACUAAUCAUUUCACAGUUCACAUGUAUGAAAAUGUUUCAGAUCUACUUUAUUUAAUUGAUAGUUAAAUAGCAUCCAGUUUGAAAUGAUCAAAUCAAAUGAACACAUUUGGAACCCAGCUGGUGGCGUUGAUGAAGAGGUACUUGAAAUUAUCUGACAGGGCUGUGAGGUUAUCAUAAAGGUUUGACCCCACUAGACCAGUGAAGUGCAGUAGUUAGUCAGUCAGUGCCUCUAAAAACCACACCAGCUUCUGUAGUUGGUUUUGAAUUGACCCGUGCCGUGCUGUGACAAGGCAAACUCCGUGACUUCACAGACAAUGGCCACAAACUGUAAAUAUCUGUCCUUACCAACAGUCAUCACCUCCAGCCCAACCUCUGCUGGUCUCCCUCUCCCUGUUCUCGUGUUGUUCCACUACAUUUGCAUGGCAGACCAUGGCAGUGAUGGAAACAGUAGCACAGGUGGAGGUUAAUUUGCCUGUAAUUUAUGGAAAGACGAGAAGCCAGGAAGAUAAACCUUCACUCCUCGCUUUCCCCGAGUGCAGAGGUUGAGACGCUGAACCUGUCUGGAUCCCAAAGUUCUACCAGGGAGCCAAGAUGGAAAUAAAGGAAAUGUUAAACUUGGCGCGUGUGCCCUCCAUCCUCAUACUCGGUGUGGUUUACGUGGCCUACGUGCUGAUCGGUGGGGUGGUUUUCUGGAAGCUGGAGGGGGAUCUCGGAAAGAAAGACAUCAGCGUUUUACUGAUGAACAAAAAGAAUCUGCUCAUGACUUACACCUGUCUGAACCAAGAAGGCCUGGAGGCAGUGGCUCAGGUGAGGCACAGAAACAGCAGCGGAAGCAGUUACCUGAACCAGAAUCCUCACCCCUUCUCCCAGGGUGAGGGGGGCAGGCAACACUGCUAUUGAUGUCAUAUUACGCUCCCAGGAACUCAUUACCUUUCUCAUAUACAGUCUAACUGGCAACUCUGAGCUAAUACCUGCUACUACUUUAAUGUGCAUAGUUGUUUUAACACAGGUGAGCCUGUGGGUUCACAAUGAGACCACUGGAUUUACAUCUGGACCACAACCCUACUGCUUUCACACACGUACAAGUCAACAGUACUGUCCCUCGUUUAAUGAGUUUAAAUGCAUGUAAGACUCAUAUUAAAUAGUUGCUAAGCUUGCUGUGUUUUUAUUGUCACUCGUAAUAAAUCAUUCAAAUCAUUCAAUAACACUAGUGGUACCUUUAAACAUGAUUUGUGUUUUUUUUAAAAAAUGACUGAUAACAGUUCUAAGUAGUGAAGGGCUGUUUGCAAUCACAUACAGAUUCAUAAAGAAAAACAAAAACAUCUAAAUCUUUCACAACUGCAUUUAUGUGGCAAAAAGGCAACUUGUCAGGUCAUGCAAAUAUCAUCUUCUCCAGCCCCUCAGC
Scatophagus argus is the source of this 5285-nucleotide messenger RNA. RefSeq names its product potassium channel subfamily K member 16-like. Gene Ontology annotation, molecular function: potassium ion leak channel activity. Bases 1128 to 2000 code for a protein of 290 amino acids. Lineage: Eukaryota; Metazoa; Chordata; Actinopteri; Scatophagidae. Gene Ontology annotation, biological process: stabilization of membrane potential; potassium ion transmembrane transport. The transcript has 5 exons. Gene Ontology annotation, cellular component: membrane. The record is from RefSeq and is a predicted model, not a curated record.